Messenger RNA from Neocloeon triangulifer, 1616 nucleotides. RefSeq names its product putative lipoyltransferase 2, mitochondrial (gene Lipt2). Gene Ontology annotation, cellular component: mitochondrion. The transcript has 4 exons. Gene Ontology annotation, molecular function: lipoyl(octanoyl) transferase activity. The record is from RefSeq and is a predicted model, not a curated record. The coding region runs from base 175 to 873 and encodes 232 amino acids. Gene Ontology annotation, biological process: protein lipoylation. NCBI's taxonomy places the organism in Eukaryota, Metazoa, Arthropoda, Insecta, Ephemeroptera, Baetidae.
AUUGCGCCUACAGCUGGGAAUGUAAACAAACGUAACAGUCAGAGUGUUUUUGGUUUUUGUGCAUUUGAUAUGAUUUCAUAAUCAUGACACAAAUCAAACUUUCAUCAUAUUAUUAUUACAAAGGAAAGUUUCUGACUCAGAACUCCAUUAUUUUUUAAGUAAUUCGUCAUAUUCAUGGCGAAUCUUCUGCGAUACUGGGCCACAGGAAAUGUUAGAUACGACAAGGCGUACAAAAUCCAGAAGGCCCUGGCCGCCAAGCACCUCACCAACGACCCUCAGAAUGUGAUCCUCUUAGUCGAGCACCCUCCCGUCUACACGAUCGGAAUCCGAACAACCUCCUACUCUCCAGAAGAGGAGGAGCGACUGAAAAAAUUAGGCGCCGACUUCCACAGGACCAAUCGAGGGGGCCUUAUCACUUUCCACGGGCCCGGACAGUUGGUGGCCUACCCCAUUUUAAACCUCAAAACCUUCGACCUUGGCGUCCGCCGAUACGUCUGCACGAUUGAGAAAGCCGUGAUACAGACGUGCAGACACUUUGGAGUGGACAAUGUCCGUACGUCGGAUGAACCCAACGAGACGGGGGUCUGGGUCGGUAAUGCCAAGGUCUGCGCCAUUGGCGUGCAUGCCAGCAGGUUCAUAACUAGUCACGGACUGGCCCUCAACUGCAACACAGACUUGUCCUGGUACGACCAUAUCGUCCCGUGCGGUCUGGUGGGAAAGGAAGUUGCUUCAAUCAGCAAAUUACUCAACCGGGAAGUGUCCGUCCAAAAGGUGGCCCCUGUCCUUGUGGGCGCUUUUUGCGAUGAACUGAAUUGCAGCGCGAGCAACUUUACCUCCGAGGAGCAGCAAGAGAUAUUGAAGGAAAUUUCCUGAUUUAGGUUCAACUAUGCAGCCAUCACUUUUGAGCUGUUACGGCAGGGGUGAAGAGGGAGAGAUGUCGUCAAAGAAUCGGAGCGGCUUGUCGUCCACGGGUGAGUUUUCUGAGGAAGAGGAUGGGGCAAUAAUUGGCUGAAGGGAGGUUGUUCUCGUCUUGUGCUGACUUCCACUGCUUCCAGUAAUUACCUCAACCAGUUCUCGGACAGAUGGCAGCAGGUCGUCAGUGGACAAAGGAGUUCUGCACGAUGCACUGAAACUACCCCUCUCAAAGCUGCCUGUGCAAAAGCUCCCGCUGCCCAGAGAGGACGAAAUCAAGUUCCCUGAUGAGCCCUUUUGCAAAUUCAACAGUGGCUGUUGAUUAGGCUGCUGCUUCAUCUUCAUCAGCUGCCGUUGAUAUUUCCGCUCAUUCUCCUCCUCGAGACGGCGCACCCCGUAGCUCCGGACCGACGAGGAGCUACUGUUGUACGAGGCUGUGGAUGGCCGUCUUGACCCUGAAACAAAAGUGACUCGUCAAAAUUGUUAACUUUGUCCUACAAAAGACUGGUCCCAUAGAGUGCUGUGUGUUUUAAAAUUAUAUUAAUUUAAGGGGAAUUUACGUCUCACUGUUGAAUUUUAAUGUACAAAAAAUAAUAUAUUAAAAUAGAAGUGCAGAAGAGUUUUACCUGCAUAUCCUGUGUGUUUUAAUUGUUUUUUAAAGGGAAGAUACAUAAAGUAGAGAUUAAUUUUGAGUUCUGUGCAAA